ACGUUCGUGGGUGCAGUCCAGCCGCCCGGCUCUCGCCCCCUCGCCCCCAGGCUGGCAGACGUGUCUUAUCGCGCUGUCUCUGGGCCCCGCAAGUCGUUUGCAUUCGUUUUGCAAGUGUAGCUGGCGUACGUUUAUUGCGCGAUGCGCCUGUGCGUUGUGUGCUAAUUACCAUGCACGUGUGGCUGGUCUCCAUUUAUUGCGUGCUUCACCACUUCGGUUCGUUGUGUGCUAACUACUAGGCGUGUGUGGACUGUUUACACUUAUUGUGCAAUCUGGUAGUUAAUUGCAUACUAAUUACUGCGCACGUGCAUCUGGUCUCCACGUAUUGCGCGAUUCGCCAGCUGGUUGCAUGCUAACUGCUGUGCACAUGUGGCUGGUUUAUAUUUAUUGUGCGAUCCACCAGUUAAUUGCAUACUAAUUACUGUGCACGUGUGGCCGGGCUCCAUUUAUGACGCGAUUCACCAGUUCAUUGUAUGCCAGCUGCUGUGCACAUGUGGCUGGUUUACACUUAUUGCACAAUUCACCGGUCUGUUGUGUGCUAAUUACCGUGCCCGUGUGGCCGGUCUACACUUACUGCACAGCUGCCCAAUAAAUGGCGUGAUGUGUGUAACGUGUAGCGCAGGGGCCUGCCUCAGUGCACAUCUUCCCACCGUCCUUGACAAAGUUUCUACAUGGGUUUUAACGAGCCCAUGGCUCUAACGAGCUGGGGGGACUGUGCAAGGCCUCCUGGGAGAGGACACUGCCAGGUUUUAUGCUUCCGGUGGGACCGGCGCCCUGGCUCCGGGGGCCUGGGAGCAGCCUCUGCGGGGUGCCCGGGGCGACUCCUCACGGGCCAUGUCGUCUCCUCCCAGAGAGCUGCCUGAAUCUGGAGCUGCGCUUCACCCCGUUCCAGCUCUACCACGCCGAAGUGUGCGUCGGGGACCAGCCCGAGACCGUCUUUCUCCUCAGCGGGAACGACCCCUGCAUCCACCUCUACAAGGAGAAUGAGGGGCUGCACCAGUUCGAGGAGCAGCCCGUGGAGGACCUCUUCCCCGAGCUCCAGGAGCUGCCCAGCAACGUGCUGUGGCUGGACGUCUGCAACCUGCCUGGCUCCGGGCAGCGGCUCACGGCCCUCGGCUGCCAAAGCGGCUACGUCCGGGUAGCCUGGGUGGACCAGACCAGCAGAGUGGUGCUACAGAGCUGGAGCAUCCAGCAGGAUGGGCCCAUCUCCAGGGUCCUGGUGUUCCCGCUGCCCCUCCAGGAGCCAGCCCCGAGCGGUGACACUGAGGACCCACCGCAGGGUUACAGUGUGCUGGUGAGCAGCACCAUGGAGCUGACUGUUGUGUACCGGGACGUGCUGCGCCAGGGCCUGGGCGACCAGCUGGUGCUGCCGGGCAGUGACCAGCACGACAGCGUCCUCUGCGCCCUGGUCACUGAUGUCGACUUUGAUGGUGCCCAAGAGAUCCUGCUGGGCACCUAUGGACAGGAGCUGCUGUGCUACAAGCCCCGGGGCCCGGGGGCCGAGUUCCAGCUGCGUUGGCGGCGGAGCUUCCCCAGCCCCCUGCUCUCCCUGCUCUACGCCGACCUGACGGGUGAUGGGCUGCGGGAGCUGGCUGUCGUCUGCCUCAAGGGGCUGCAUGUCCUGCAGCACAGCCUGACGCAGACGGCGCAGCAUCUCCUGGAGCGGCUGGGCGGCCCCGGGGCCCCCGGAUGGGGAGACGGGGCCGGAGUGACGCCCGUGGGCAGCUGGGAGCCAGAGGGCUCGGGGCCACGGGACCUUACGCUUUGCAGACGCCCCCCUCCCCUGGCCUUCCUGGAGCAGCGUGGCCCCCAGCGCCUGGACUCCUGGGUUCUCAGCCCCCGAACGUCACCCCCUCCAGCGGAUGUAAAUGCUCAUUAA
Molecule: messenger RNA, 1879 nt
Organism: Alligator sinensis (Chinese alligator)
Lineage: Eukaryota; Metazoa; Chordata; Crocodylia; Alligatoridae
Gene: KPTN
Product: kaptin, actin binding protein
Exons: 9
Coding region: 752-1879 (375 amino acids)
Biological process (GO): negative regulation of TORC1 signaling; cellular response to amino acid starvation; actin filament organization
Cellular component (GO): lamellipodium; KICSTOR complex; actin cytoskeleton
Molecular function (GO): actin filament binding
Source: RefSeq, a predicted model, not a curated record